Messenger RNA from Cyclopterus lumpus (lumpfish), 989 nucleotides. RefSeq lists its product as uncharacterized. The record is from RefSeq and is a predicted model, not a curated record. Lineage: Eukaryota; Metazoa; Chordata; Actinopteri; Perciformes; Cyclopteridae. The transcript has 4 exons. Bases 238 to 633 code for a protein of 131 amino acids.
CCUGACCCCUGGCCCUCGAUCCAUCCCACCGUCGUCACGGUUACUCACUCGAGGACAAGCAGAGAAGUGAUGUAUAUCAAGGGUGGGAACUCCGUCUCCAUGGCGAGCGGUAAACAGGUCUGUUGGUGUGACUUACUCACAGGUGAAACAUUAGCCGGACGGAGAUAAAGACUCCACACACACACACACACACACACACACACACACACACACACACACACACACUGGUCAGGACAGAUGGAGGAUACACAGCGAACAUCCGAACCCGUCAACUUUGUGCAUCGAGAUGAAAUCUGGAAGGCACAUUUAAAAGUUGAGAAGGAAGCAGCCAAAGUCUGGCCCAACAAGUGGGGCUUCCUGACAGAGGUCUACAUGGAGUGCGAGAGGGAGAGUGUGAAGCUGAAGGAGGCGGUCAGAGCGAAGCAUCCCCAUCAUCACCUGGCAGCACGACCCCCGACCCCAGAAAAAAACAUCCAUCUUGGACCCCCUCCUCCAAUCCCUCAGACCUCUCAGGCCCUGAUUGGUUGGCGUACGGGGUACUCGCAUCUCCAGCUGGAAAAGUAUGCCCCGGUGCAUCAUGGGAGGCGUAGUUUUAUGGAGGAGCUGGGCUGGCCUUUCGGAUCUUGUAGCUGAGUGGAAUCCCACGUUCUGUGUCUUCUUGGCUAUUCGCUGACACAGAUGCAGCAUUAAAUAAACUAAUUAAAUCAAUCGUGAGAUUAUAUACUUUAUUAAAAAGCAUUCCAUUGUAUGGACGGUCUGGAAAUGUUUUGUCACAACUUGAUCUGAAACUGAAGCCAAAGUACUUUAAACUUGCAUUCUCUACAAUGGCCACCAGGGGGCAACGACUCUGACUGCAGUAUAGUUUUUAUUUGUACGUGUUUUUCUUAUGUACCAAAAGAAGACAACAAACUGGAUUUGGUUGCACAACCCUGUUGUACAGUGACGGUAAAUGAACGUUGUAAUAUUAUUAUAUUAAUAUGAAUCAAAUG